Molecule: messenger RNA, 1063 nt
Organism: Vitis riparia (riverbank grape)
Lineage: Eukaryota; Viridiplantae; Streptophyta; Magnoliopsida; Vitales; Vitaceae
Product: transcription factor MYB73-like
Exons: 1
Coding region: 223-873 (216 amino acids)
Biological process (GO): regulation of DNA-templated transcription
Cellular component (GO): nucleus
Molecular function (GO): DNA-binding transcription factor activity, RNA polymerase II-specific; RNA polymerase II cis-regulatory region sequence-specific DNA binding
Source: RefSeq, a predicted model, not a curated record
UGCGCAUCUACGCACCGGUUGAGGUUCGAACCACCCCCCACCAACUUUACAAGAGGAUGUUUCCAAGAAGUACCCGCUUUGAAGCAAAAAGGGCAUAGCCCCUCACUAAGUGCAUGUACCUCUCCCCUUCCCUUUCUCUCCAUAUAUAUUCCACACUCGUAUCCCUCCUUUUCUUCAUUCUGUCCAAAUCCAUCCUCCUUAUUUAAUCUUUCUUCCCUCGCGAUGGAAGCAACCAACAGGUGUUCUUCUUAUACCUCUUCUUCCGAUUCUUCUUCUUCUGAGUCUUCUUUAUCUGGAAAGCAACCCAACAAAUCUGAGAGAAUAAAGGGUCCCUGGAGUGCGGAGGAGGACAGAGUCCUCACUCGUCUUGUUGAGCGCUACGGUGCUCGAAACUGGUCCUUGAUAAGCCGAUACAUAAAGGGUCGGUCGGGGAAGUCCUGCCGGCUCAGGUGGUGCAACCAGCUCAGCCCCAGUGUAGAGCAUCGGCCCUUCUCUGCGGCCGAGGACGACACCAUCCUCGCCGCUCAUGCAAGGUACGGCAACAGAUGGGCCACCAUUGCCCGCCUGCUUCCGGGUCGGACGGAUAAUGCGGUGAAGAACCAUUGGAACUCCACGUUGAAGAAGAAGCAGAGAGAGCAGAGUCAGCAGAUGGAGGGGCCAUCGGGAUCUGGGUCCUACCCGGAAAUGGAGCCCGACCCGAUUACCACCUUGUCAUUGGCGCCGCCGGGUGCCCACGGUUCCACACCAGAGGAGCGGCGGGCGGAGAGUUUUCCGGAGGGGUUUUGGGAUGCGAUGAGAGGUGUUAUAGCAAGGGAGGUGAGGGAUUACAUGACAUCCACACUCUCAGAAGCUUCUGGGUUUCAUGACUGUUAAGUGUGUGUUUGUGUACUUGUUUUGGUGGUUCUUUCUUUUUUCACUUUCUUGUUAAUAUAGUAUUCAACCACAACCGUUGAAGUUGAAGGCUUGAAGCAGCUUUCCGACACUUUCCUCACACUUUCUGUGGAAUUAAUGCUCAGGUUUCAAUCCUAAAAGAAAUUCAAAAAAUUUACAUUAAUUUUGUCAA